AUGCUGUCUACAUCAUAUUAUAGUUAAUUGACUAAAACACUCUAUAUUUACUUAAUGUAAUUUAGUUUAACACUUGAAGGUAUGGGGUCAUUACAAACACACGAGAACUGUUAACCCCUCCCGGUCACGGACAUGACAUUUUGACACUCAUUAUUAUAUAUCAUAUUUCAUGUUUAACUUUUUAUUAUCAUAUGAAAUUUUAACAAGGAAGGAUUAUAACUUAUUGGGAUGUUUUCAAACCGGUCUUCAUGGUCUCCAGCACAGUCCGCCAGUAGACUAACACUUCCUGCAAAUAGAAGAACCCGUUUUCAACCAUCAGAAAAGCACGUUUGUCGACUUCAGAACUGCAUGCCUCUGAAGUUUAAAGAGUUCGUAAAGUCACACUUAUCAACAAUCCUUGAAAUACCACAAGAUGACUUUGAGACAUUGAUGAUAUUACCUGCUGCACCAGUUCCACAACACAAGACGCCUCUGUCGUUUAGUAAGAGAAAAGCUCAGAAAAAGUCCAUGUUUGGCUCCGACCUUUCACCAGAGAAUAUUGCAUCAGUGCUUCAGUUGAUCAACUACCUAUCCCAAGAUGACGUCAUAUCAACAGAAGGUAUAUUCCGUAAAACAGGCAACAUAUGCAGACAGAAACAGUUGAAAUCAAAGCUAGACUCAGCAACACUUACCGAGAAAUACCUGUCUUCGUUAUCUCCACACGACAGUGCCAACGUCCUCAAACGCUACAUUCACAAUCUACCAGAACCUCUUCUAACUCAAAAGUUCUUCAAUGUAUAUGUUCAGAUUACCAACAUCACCAAGUCAACAAAAGAAGAAACAAAGUCUGCCAAGAUCCAAGCUAUGCAACUUGUUCUCCAUCUUUUACCAUCCGACAACCUCAACUUAUUGAAGCCAUUGAUGACACUCCUCAACAAAGCCGCAUCCAUCUCUAGUAACCUGAUGACAGCUUAUUCUUUAGGUAUUUUAUUCGCACCUCAUCUCCUCUGUGAUCGUCAUUCGUCAGCUGACAACCUUCACUCUGUUCUACCGAAAGUUUCCGAUUUGGUUUCCAUAAUGAUAGAGAAUGGUCCACAGAUAUUCAGCAUACCAAAAGACUUGUCUCGAUCCGUAGCUAACUUCUGGCGAGAGAUGGAGGUACCAAACCAGCUUUAUUACAGAACAGUUCAAGAAACUACAGACUUAGCUGUUACAGACCGUACGUCACCGAAAGUUCACGUCGUAGACCUCUGUGACAAGCCAAAAGCCACCAGUACACUCACAGUGCCCUUUACACCUCCAACACAAUCACGUAAGAGACUUAGUAGUGACACAAGUGAUGGUAUCCCAGAGAAGAGACCUACACCAGAGAUGUUCCUUUCACCAGUAUGUAAUGUACUCGACUUUAAGCCGAAACUCAGUAAGCAGACUAAUUCCAUCAUCUUCAGUACAGCACCUGGGUCUUCCUCCAAGAAACCAGUAGCACGUGUAAAACCAAUUCAACAUUCACCCAUAUCACAGUUCUUCAAGAGUGUGCCACUAAAGCUUCAGCGGGUUAUGUCAACACCGAGAUCUCGUGCUCCGAUGGCUUUGUUCCAGUCACCUAGUUAUAGUGUGAAGUUUUAAGACAUUGAUGAAAACACUAUAAAUUAUUAU
Messenger RNA from Mytilus trossulus (common blue mussel), 1635 nucleotides. Its product is annotated as rho GTPase-activating protein 19-like. The transcript is spliced from 2 exons. Gene Ontology annotation, cellular component: cytoplasm. Gene Ontology annotation, biological process: regulation of small GTPase mediated signal transduction; signal transduction. The record is from RefSeq and is a predicted model, not a curated record. Gene Ontology annotation, molecular function: GTPase activator activity. Bases 229 to 1605 code for a protein of 458 amino acids. Lineage: Eukaryota; Metazoa; Mollusca; Bivalvia; Mytilida; Mytilidae.